Molecule: messenger RNA, 381 nt
Organism: Debaryomyces tyrocola
Lineage: Eukaryota; Fungi; Ascomycota; Pichiomycetes; Serinales; Debaryomycetaceae
Source: the annotation of a GenBank genome assembly
AUGUCUGCCCCAAACCCAAAAGCUUUUCCUUUAGCUGAUUCUGCAUUAACACAACAAAUCUUGGAUGUUGUCCAACAAUCUCAAAACUUGAGACAAUUGAAGAAAGGUGCUAACGAAGCUACCAAGACCUUGAACAGAGGUAUUUCUGAAUUCAUCAUCAUGGCUGCUGAUACCGAACCAAUUGAAAUCUUGUUACACUUGCCAUUAUUGUGUGAAGAUAAGAACGUUCCAUACGUUUUCGUGCCAUCUAAGACUGCAUUAGGUAGAGCUUGUGGUGUUUCCAGACCAGUUAUUGCUGCAUCUGUCACCACCAACGAAGCUUCUGCUAUGAAGAACCAAAUCUACGGUAUCAAGGAUAAGAUUGAAACUUUGUUAAUCUAG